Molecule: messenger RNA, 693 nt
Organism: Peniophora sp. CBMAI 1063
Lineage: Eukaryota; Fungi; Basidiomycota; Agaricomycetes; Russulales; Peniophoraceae
Source: the annotation of a GenBank genome assembly
AUGUCCUUCGGCGCUACCUUCUCACACCGCCUGUCAACGUCUGCGCCCUCCGGUGGCAGAAGCAGCUUCGAACGAGGAAUCGCGGACCUCGAAUGCCGCUUGCGGUUCGUUUCUUGCCGCGUACUAGAGUGGAGGCAGUACGGCGACAUGGAUGACCAGAGCGUGUGCAAGACAUUCCGAAGGUACCUCUGCGACGAGAUCGAGAAGCAGAUAUUGGCAAAUGUGAAGCUCUCCGCUUCCUUGGUCCGUCGCUGUGAGAUCGCAAGCCAGCACGUACCCCAGUCGUGGGCUAACCUUAAGCCCUUGAAUGUCGUCGCUGAGAAGUUGGAAAGGCACAUCGCCGCGGGCGGACGCCACCUCGAAGUCUGGCGCGACAACAUCAUCUACUUAACCUCAGACUACGUCGACGCCUACUGCAUGGAAGUCCUGCUGGACCUGGUCAGAGACGAGACUGCGACACUGCUCGUACGCACCUCAGAGCUUCGCACCAUCGAGGCGGAGCUGUGUGGUAUCAUCAGUACCGCCGAAAGUCUAGGGCCUGCGGGGCUCAGCAUAUUCACUACUCGGCCGGUGAAACAGUUGAAUACUGGGCCUCCUAGCAUGUACGGAGCCCAGAUCAUCUCUUCGCUCGCGUCCUCGGGCUAUCAUACAUUCCAUGCACCUCAACGGGUCAAACGAGGCUCCGCAUCAUAG